Melopsittacus undulatus (budgerigar) is the source of this 6397-nucleotide messenger RNA. RefSeq names its product aggrecan (gene ACAN). The transcript is spliced from 20 exons. The record is from RefSeq and is a predicted model, not a curated record. NCBI's taxonomy places the organism in Eukaryota, Metazoa, Chordata, Aves, Psittaciformes, Psittaculidae. Gene Ontology annotation, cellular component: perineuronal net; synapse. Gene Ontology annotation, molecular function: calcium ion binding; hyaluronic acid binding. Gene Ontology annotation, biological process: skeletal system development; positive regulation of neuroblast proliferation; central nervous system development. Bases 1 to 6294 code for a protein of 2097 amino acids.
AUGACCACUUUACUAUUAGUGUUUGUGUGUUUGCAAGUCAUCACCGCAGCCACCUCUGUGGAGCUCUCAGACAGUAGUGAUGGCCUGGAAGUCAAGAUACCUGAGCAGUCUCCCCUGCGUGUUAUCCUGGGAAGCUCCCUGAACAUCCCGUGUUACUUCAACAUCCCAGAGGAACAGGACACCAGUGCUUUACUAACCCCACGGAUCAAAUGGAGCAAACUCUCCAAUGGAACCGAAGUCGUCUUGCUCGUGGCCACCGGUGGGAAAAUCCGGCUCAACACCGAGUACAGGGAGGUGAUCUCUUUGCCCAAUUACCCAGCCAUCCCCACCGAUGCCACAUUGGAAAUCAAGGCACUGAGAUCCAACCACACUGGGAUUUACCGCUGUGAAGUGAUGUACGGGAUUGAGGACAGAAAAGACACAAUAGAGGUCCUAGUGAAAGGUGUUGUAUUCCACUACAGAGCAAUCUCCACAAGGUACACCUUGAACUUUGAGAAAGCAAAGCAGGCCUGUAUCCAGAACAGCGCUGUCAUUGCUACUCCCGAGCAGCUGCAAGCUGCCUAUGAGGAUGGGUACGAGCAGUGUGAUGCUGGCUGGCUGGCUGAUCAGACUGUCAGGUACCCCAUCCACUGGCCCCGGGAGCGCUGCUACGGUGACAAGGAUGAAUUUCCAGGAGUGAGGACCUACGGUGUCCGUGAGCCAGAUGAAACCUAUGAUGUUUACUGCUAUGCAGAGCAAAUGCAAGGUAAAGUCUUUUACGCCACCGCCCCCGAGAAGUUCACCUUCCAAGAAGCUUUCGACAAGUGCCGCAGCCUGGGGGCCCGUUUGGCCACCACGGGGGAGCUGUACCUGGCCUGGAAGGACGGCAUGGAUGUGUGCAGUGCCGGCUGGCUGGCCGAUCGCAGCGUCCGCUACCCCAUCUCCAGAGCACGGCCCAACUGCGGAGGGAACCUGGUGGGAGUGCGCACAGUGUACCUGUACGUCAACCAGACCGGGUACCCUCACCCCAGCUCUCGCUACGACGCCAUCUGCUAUAGUGGGGAUGACGUUGAGACUCUGGUGCCAGGGCAGUUCAUUGACGAGACUGGAAGCGAGCUGGGCAGCGCUUUCACUGUGCAGACCGUCACCCGCACCGAGGUGGAGCUGUCACUGCCCCGCAAUGCCACCGAGGAGGAGGCCCGCGGCAGCAUCGCCACGCUGGAGCCCAUGGACAUCACCCCCACUGCCACCGAGCUCUACGAGGGCUUCACUGUCCUGCCCGAUCUCUUUGCCACCGGUGUCACAGUAGAGACAGAGGCCCCAGAGGAGGAGAAUGUGACCAGGGGGGAUGUCACGGGGGUGUGGGCUGUGCCUGACGGGGUCACCGCCAUCACCUUGGGCACUGCCAUCACCACCGAAGCAGCAGAGGUGAGCACAGUGGAAGAGGCCCUGGGGGUGACUGCCACAGCAGGGCUGGAGCCUGCUUCAGUGUUCACAGUGGAAGAUCAGCUUGUGCAAGCGACAGCAGCACCCGGUGUUGGUCUCCUCCCCCAGCAGCCCAUCUCCCCCACGGGUGUGGUGUUUCACUACCGUGCUGGCACCAGCAGAUACGCCUUCUCCUUCGUCCAAGCCCAGCAGGCCUGCCUGGAGAACAACGCCGUUAUUGCCACUCCAGAACAGCUCCAGGCUGCCUACGAGGCUGGGUUUGACCAGUGCGAUGCCGGCUGGCUGCGGGACCAGACAGUCAGGUAUCCCAUUGUGAACCCCCGAAGUAACUGUGUAGGAGACAAAGAGAACUCUCCGGGCGUACGGUCGUAUGGCAUGCGCCCAGCCUCAGAGACCUAUGAUGUGUACUGCUACAUCGACAGGCUCAAGGGUGAGGUGUUCUUCGCAACCCAGCCAGAGCAGUUCACCUUCCUAGAGGCUCAGCAGCACUGUGAGAGCCAAAACGCCACACUGGCUUCUGUUGGCCAGCUCCACGCCGCCUGGAAGCAGGGUCUGGACAGAUGCUAUGCUGGCUGGUUAGCUGACGGCAGCCUCCGCUAUCCCAUUGUGAGCCCCCGUCCUGCCUGCGGCGGGGAUGCACCCGGUGUGAGAACCAUCUACCAGCACUACAACCAGACCGGCUUUCCCGACCCCCUGUCCCGGCAUCACGCCUUCUGCUUCAGAGCUCUGCCACCUGUGGAGGAGGAAGGGGUCACCUCGUUCUUUGAAGAUGUGCUGGCAACCCAAGUGAUCCCUGGAGUGGAGGGGGUACCCUCUGGGGAGGAGGUGACUGUGGAGACAGAGUUUGCCACUCAGCCUGAGAAUCAGACAGCCUGGGGGACUGAGGUCUUCCCAACUGAUGUGUCGCUGCUCUCCGUGACCCCGUCUGCUUUUCCUCCCGCUACCAUAAUACCAGAGGAAACACCUACAGAUGCUUCUGUCAGCGAAGUGUCAGGGGAGGUGACUGAGUCUGGAGAGCAUCAAGUCAGUGGUGAAUCUUCAGCAUCUGGCUGGGUGUCCGGAGCCCCAGGUACAAGUGGAGAACCAUCUUCUGGAGUUUUUGGACUUGGUGGAGAACACUCAGGGAUUGGAGAAAGUGGAUUACCAUCAGUAGACCUGCAUUCCAGCGGCUUUCUACCUGAAGAAAGCGGGCUACCUUCAGGGGACCUGAGUGGUGUGACUUCUGGUAUUGUUGACAUCAGUGGCUUAUCUUCUGCAGAGGAAGGUGUAUCAGUGUCUAUUUCAAGGAUACCAGAGAUUAGUGGGAUGCCGUCUGGAGUGGAAAGCAGUGGGUUGCCUUUUGGAUCCAGUGGAGAAACAUCUGGCACUGAACUAGUCAGUGGCAUGUCAUCUGGAGAAGAAAGCGGACUCGCCUCUGGUUUUCCUACUGUCUCUCUUGUGGAUACCACAUUGGUGGAAGUUGCAACAACAGCACCGGAACGGCGAGAGGAGGGAAAAGGAUCCAUCGGAGUCAGCGGUGAGGGAGACCUCUCAGGGUUCCCAUCCGCUGAAUGGGACACGAGUGGCAGAGCCCAAGGGUUACCCUUGGGAGAAGAGCUCAGUGGGGAGCCCUCCAGAGGGCCUGAGCUCAGUGGGGAACCUUCUGGGGUACCUGAGCUCAGCGGGGAGCCCUCUGGAAGGUCUGAGCUCAGUGGGGAGACCUCUGGGGUACCUGAGCUCAGCGGGGAGCCCUCCGGAGGGCUUGAGCUCAGUGGGUUGCCCUCGGGACUGGAUGUCAGUGGAGAACCAUCUGGAACACAUGAGAUCAGUGGUCUGGUGGACAUAAGUGGCCUUACUUCUGGUACUGAUGUAAGCGGUGAGGCCUCGGGCAUUACCUUUGUAGAUACCAGUUUGGAAGAAGUGACCACAACCCCCUCAGUUACUGGAGCAGAAGCAAAAGAGAUCUUGGAAAUCAGUGGGUUGCCUUCAGGAGGUGAACAUGCAUCAGGCAUAGCAUCCGGGAGCUCAGACAUCAGUGGGGAGCCUUCCGGGCACGUGGACUUUGGUGGGAGUGUUUCUGGAGUGCUCGAGAUGAGCGGGUAUCCAAGUGGAGUGAUUGACAGCAGUGGAGAAGUCUCUGGGGUCGAUGUCAGCAGUGGGAUACUGUCUGGAGAGGGAAGCGGACUCACCUCUGGCUUCCCCACAGUCUCUCUUGUGGAUACGACUUUGAUAGAAGCUGUAACACAGACAUCAGUUGCACAAGAGGUGGGAGAAGGGCCGUCUGGGGUAGUAGAAAUCAGUGGAUUUCCUUCUGGAGACAGAGGACUAUCUGGAGAAGGGUCUGGAGCUGUGGAGGCCAGUGGGUUUCCUUCAGGGACAGGAGACUUCAGUGGAGAGCUAUCUGGGAUUCCAUACAUCACUGGAGACAUUCCUGGAGCCACAGAUCUAAGUGGCCAAUCUUCAGCAGUGACUGACAUUAGUGGGCAGGCCUCAGGGCUUCCAGAAGUCACUUUGGUCACUUCUGAUCUAGAAGAAGUUGUGACAAGACCAACAGUAUCCCAGGAACUGGGUGGGGAAACAGCCGUCACAUUUCCCUAUGGCUUUGGGCCAAGUGGGGAGGCCUCUGCAUUUGGUGAACUAAGUGGGGAAACAUCCGCAUUGCCAGAAAGUGGUGUAGAAACAUCAACAGCUUAUGAAAUCAGUGGUGAACCACCUGCAUUUCCUGAAACUGGCAUAGAAACAUCCACGACUCAAGAAAUCAGUGGUGAAACAUCUGCGUUUCAUGAAACUAGUGUAGAAACAUCCACAAUUCAUGAAAUCAGUGGGGAGACAUCUGCCUUUCCUGAAUUUAGCAUAGAAACAUCAACAAUCCCAGAAGUCAGUGGGGAAACAUCUGCAUUUCCAGAAGUCAGCACAGAAACAUCCACAAUGCAAGAAAUCAGUGGGGAAGCAUCUGCAUUUCCUGAGAUUAGAAUAGAAACAUCCACAAGUCAAGACAUCAGUGGGGAAACGUCUGCAUUUCCUGAAAUCAGAAUAGAAACGUUUACAAGUCAAGAAGCCAGGGGUGAGACGUCUGCUUACCCCGAAAUCAGCAUAGAAACAUCCACAGUCCAUGAAACCAGUGGAGAAACAUCUGCCUUUCCUGAAAUCAGCAUUCAAACCUCAACAGUCCACGAAAUCAGUGGAGAAACUUCUGCAUUUCCUGAAAUCAGAAUAGAAACAUCCACAAAUCAAGAAGCCAGGGGUGAAACAUCUGCCUAUCCUGAAAUUAGUAUAGAAACUUCAACGAUCCAUGAUAUUAGUGGAGAAACUUCUGCCUUUCCUGAAAUUAGUAUAGAAACUUCAACAGUCCACGAAAUUAGUGGAGAAACAUCUGCCUUUCCUGAAAUUAGAAUAGAAACAUCCACAGUUCAAGAAGCCCAAGGUGAAACAUCUGCGUUUCCCAAGAUCAGCAUAGAAACUUCUACAGGCCAUGAAAUCAGUGGGGAAACAUCUGCAUUCCCUGGGAUUAGCAUAGAAACACCAACGAGUCAAGAAGCCAGGGGUGAAACAUCUGCCUAUCCUGAAAUCAUCAUAGAAACAUCCACAGUUCAAGAAGUAAGUGGGGAAACGUCUGCGUUUCCUGAAAUCAGAAUAGAAACUUCCACAAACCAAGAAGCCCAGGGUGAAACAUCUGCAUUUCCUGAGACCAGCAUAGAAACAUCCACAGUCCACGAAACCAGUGGAGAAGCAUCUGCACUGCCUGCUGCUAACAUCAAUACAGCUGCUAACAUAGACAUAGCUGCCACAUCUUUGGCCAGUGGUGAGCCCACUGGUGCUCCCGAGGAGAAGGAAAUUCCUGAUGCAACAUCUGGAUCUGUGACGCACUCAAUUGCAGGGGAAACCUCUGUCCCAGACAUUGUAAUUGGUACCAGUGCUCCAGAUGUGGAACCAACACAGGGACCCAGGAACCUUGAAGAGGCUCAGCUCGAAAUAGAGCCCUCACCUCCCACAGUAUCAGGACAAGAGACGGAGGCAGCGGUUGCUCUAGACAAUCCCCAUCUGCUGGCCACCGCUGCUGCUGCCCUGCCUCACGUCCCACAAGAAGCAAUAGACACAUUAGGACCCACUACAGAAGACACUGAUGAGUGCCACUCAAGCCCCUGUCUGAAUGGAGCUACCUGCGUUGAUGGCAUCGACUCUUUCAAAUGCUUAUGCCUUCCCAGCUACGGAGGGGACCUGUGUGAGAUCGACCAGGAAAACUGUGAGGAAGGCUGGACCAAGUUCCAAGGCAACUGCUACAGGCACUUUGAAGACAGGGAGACUUGGAUGGAUGCAGAGGCCAGAUGCCGACAACAUCAAGCCCACCUGAGCAGCAUCAUCACCCCAGAGGAGCAAGAGUUUGUGAACAGCCAUGCACAGGACUACCAGUGGAUUGGCCUCAGUGACAGAGCUGUGGAGAACGAUUUCCGCUGGUCCGAUGGGCACUCCCUGCAAUUUGAGAACUGGAGGCCCAACCAACCCGAUAACUUCUUUGCGGCGGGUGAGGACUGCGUGGUGAUGAUCUGGCACGAGCAAGGAGAAUGGAACGAUGUUCCCUGCAACUAUCACCUCCCUUUCACCUGCAAGAAAGGAACAGUGGCCUGUGGGGACCCCCCUAUGGUGGAGAACGCCAGGACCUUCGGUCGGAAGAAGGACCGCUAUGAAAUCAACUCCAUGGUGCGAUACCAGUGCAACCAAGGCUACAUCCAGCGCCACGUGCCCACGAUCCGGUGCCAGCCCAGCGGGCAGUGGGAGGAGCCGCGGAUAUCCUGCAUAAACCCCUCCAACUACCAGCGCAGGCUAUACAAAAGGAGCCCUAGAAGCCAGUUGAGACCCAGCGGCAGAGCCGUGCACAGACCCACCCAUUAGAGCGGGGCCAGAGAGAGACACCGAAAGUGAGAAACAGAGAUUUUUAACGGAACACUUCUAUUAACAGAGUCGAUUUCUCUUCUUCUUCUUCUUGUUGCUUUUU